This is a messenger RNA of Exophiala oligosperma, 2807 nucleotides long. RefSeq lists its product as uncharacterized. Bases 844 to 2565 code for a protein of 573 amino acids. Gene Ontology annotation, molecular function: polyamine transmembrane transporter activity. The transcript has 4 exons. Gene Ontology annotation, biological process: intracellular polyamine homeostasis; transmembrane transport. NCBI's taxonomy places the organism in Eukaryota, Fungi, Ascomycota, Eurotiomycetes, Chaetothyriales, Herpotrichiellaceae. The record is from RefSeq and is a predicted model, not a curated record.
CCCAUUGAAGCCGCAGCUGGCAAGAAAUAACUCGUAACAAGGUCGAUGAAAGGGCUGCGGCUAUAUCCUAUCUCUUUCGGCACUGUAACCCGGAUUUCAACGCAGAGCAAGAUUAAAGCCUCACUCCACGGCCAUUGUCGCCUGCGGAUAUCUUGGUGUCGAUUGAGGACAACAUGCGCCCUAUGACCGACGCGUCACCAUCAGCAGAGGACCGACUCAACGAGUUGCUGUUGAGGACGAGUCAAAGGCAUAUGCAGUCUAGAUGCUGGUACCCACGGUCGAUGCUAUUCAGACCGAGGUCCGGAGUAUUGAAAAUACUCGUAUUCGUACUUGGAGUCGAGUUCUUUCGUACACCAGCGGCUCUCCGACGCUCGCUCUCAUCUUCCUCCAAUGAUCCCCAGGCUUGCGGCAAAGACGGCACGAUUUCCUCUCUUCAGAUUCAAUCUUUUUGAACUUCGACUCGGUAAAUGUGUGCUUUGACCCCGCCAUUUUCCCUCCGUCAUUGGUCCUCUGUUUGUUGCGCCAGAUACGGUGGGGAUGUACUCCGUACAUGGCCUGCUACUUGUCUGUAGCCAGCAUGUCUCGCAUGCCGACACGCCCUUAAUGGCCUACGACUGCAGUCUUCCUUUAUUUCUUCAAUUUUGACCACACAUGAAGACGUGCAGCUGUACUGGAGGCUACUGAUGAACGCUGAAACAUGCCUAUGACUACCAUAUAACCGUGCUCACUCUCUUUGCCUUUCCCUCUCAUUCAAUCCAGCAUAUAUAGGAGGGAUGACUCGGACAAACGAUAGCAAUCACCGCGAUCCUACCUUUGCAUUUGAGCGCACUUUGAGACCUACAUAUGGCUGCCAACAGCCCCGAGAAGAUUUCAGCUUUGCUACAGACGUCAGCCAAUCCAGGCACACCGGAGUAUAAUGGAAAAGAGGCUGGAAAGGAAUACGAUGUACCGUCCGACGUGAGGUCGGUACACACGACUCAUUCAACGGCUCCAAGCGAACAAUCAACAGUCGGAGAAAGUCAGGAUAUUGAAAUCGCAGAUGAUGUCUUACAAAGGACCAUCACCCCGAAAAGUCCUCUCGUCAAGGUCCCUCGGUCGAAACGACGGGGGCUUUUUUCGCGGUUCGCCAUUGUCGCCGAAGUCACCCAGCCGUUCGACUACAAGGAUUCGACGAAAUGGUUCAUCACUUUCAUUGUCGCAGUUGCGGCCGCAGCUGCCCCCAUCGGAAGUUCUAUCAUUUUGCCAACUCUUGAAGACGUUGCUAAAGAUCUCCAUUCGACGCCUACCACGACUAACUUAUCCGUCGCUCUGUACAUGCUCAGUAUGGCCAUUUUCCCGCUCUGGUGGUCGAUGUUCUCGGAGUUAUUUGGACGGCGGUCAGUUUAUAUCGUCUCUUUUGCGCUUUUCGUUCUCUUUGCUGUUAUUAGUGCCGAAUCUCAGUCGAUAGGAAUGUUAGUUGGUAUGCGCAUGCUUUCCGGAGGAGCUGCUGCUUCUGUCCAAGCCGUAGGUGCAGGAACCAUCGCCGACAUUUGGGAGUCGAGAGAAAGGGGACGAGCCAUGGGCACGUUCUAUCUGGGCCCUCUUUGCGGUCCCUUGGCGGCACCCAUUGUGGGCGGUGUCCUCGGGCAGCAUUGGGAUUGGAGAGCUACUCAAUGGGCGCUUGUAAUCUACGGGGUUUUGGCCUGGGUUUUGCUGUUCUUCGGCCUCCCAGAAACCCUCAGAGCAACGAAGGAUAUCGUUGACGAAGCCGCAAAUGAGACUACCUCGUCUAUGAGUGAUCGGUCUGGGGCGCCCUUGAGCCGGACAUCGACCCGCGAGGCUGUCCAGCAAAGCAGCCAAAAGUACCUGAAAGUGCUAAAAAUGUUGCUCGUUGACCCACUUCAGGUCAUCUUGUACAUCAGGUUCAUGCCGGUUCUACUGACGGUUUACUAUUCGGCCAUUACUUUCGGCUCGCUUUACGUGUUGAACAUCAGUGUCCAGUAUACCUUUGAGAGGCCGCCUUAUCAAUUCUCAACCAUUAUCAUUGGGUUGCUCUACAUUCCGAAUUCAAUUGGGUACAUCCUUGCAAGCGUCUUUGGCGGUAGGUGGAUGGACUCCAUUAUGAAACGGGAGGCGUUGAAGGCACGCCGGAUAGACGAGAGAGGCAAACUGAUCUUUCAUCCGGAGGAUCGCAUGCGAGAGAACGCGUGGCUUGGUGCCCUGCUCUAUCCUGUUGCCUUGGUCUGGUACGGCUGGACGGCUGAGAAAGGGGUGCUUUGGAUCGUUCCCAUGAUUGCGAACUUCUUCUACGGCGUUGGCUCCAUGCUUAUUUUUGCCAUGUCGACCACUAUGUUGACGGAAUUCAUGCCACGACGAUCAUCUUCGGGCGUCGCCUUGAACAAUUUUUGCCGAAAUAUCCUGUCGUGUGUUGGUGCAAUCGUUGGUGCCCCCGUCAUCUCGGGCAUUGGCAAUGGCUGGCUUUUUACUAUUUUGGGAAUCUGGACACUGUCCAGCGCAUCCGUGAUAUGGGCGAUGAAACGAUUCGGGCCUCGAUGGCGAGAGAAAAUGGAUAGAGAACUCGACUGAACGAAUGACGAUGAUGAAUACAAUUGUUGUAGACUGCGGUUCUCGGUAUGCAUUCUCGGAUAGAAUAAUAGAGUAAUGCACGUGAUGAAACGCCCUUUGCCGACUGUGAGAUCAACGAAGUCCGCUCUGCACGAUAAAGGUCAAUAACGAAUCAUAUAGAAAUCUGGUUGAAAGUGAGGCGACGAUAGAGAUGAACGAAGGGAAGAGAAGAGCCAACGAGAUACGAGUACGAGGGACUACGG